Microplitis demolitor is the source of this 3864-nucleotide messenger RNA. It is a transcript of the gene Upf2, whose product is annotated as regulator of nonsense transcripts 2. Gene Ontology annotation, molecular function: RNA binding; protein binding. The transcript has a single exon. The record is from RefSeq and is a predicted model, not a curated record. Bases 285 to 3755 code for a protein of 1156 amino acids. NCBI's taxonomy places the organism in Eukaryota, Metazoa, Arthropoda, Insecta, Hymenoptera, Braconidae. Gene Ontology annotation, cellular component: cytoplasm; exon-exon junction complex. Gene Ontology annotation, biological process: nuclear-transcribed mRNA catabolic process, nonsense-mediated decay.
AACAUGUUGGUGUGGUGGAUUACACUUGAUCGACUAAAUUAUAAAAAAAGAAGUAAAUAAAUGACUAAAUAAAAACUUAUAAAAUGAAUUAAUUAAUAAUAAUUAAAAAUGAAGUUUUAUUAAAGAAAAAUUUUUUACAAGUAUGAGUGAAUUGUAUAAGUAUAAGAAGAUAAUAAUUUGAUUGGUGUUAACCUCAAAAAUAAAAAAAAAAAACAAAGAAAAUUAAAGUUAGGUGAAUAUAAAAGUUAAAAAUUUUUAAUUAAGUUAUUUGUUAUCAAUAAAAGAUGACGAAAACGGAGGAAGAUGAUAAACAAGUGGAGAAAGACUCUCAAGAUACUCCAGAAGCUGCUGAGGAUCCGGGUACGGCUGGAGAUUCGAGUACGGAUGAAGAUCGACAAUUGGUAUUGGACUAUGUGAGAGAUGCUGAGCAACGGCUGGCUGCUAAAGAAGAGAUCAGAAAGUCAAAUUUAAAUAUUACAAGACCACCAGACUCUUAUUUCAGUAAAUUGGAUUCAAAUUUGAAGAAAAAUACAACUUUGGUUAAAAAAUUGAAGAGUUUUAAUGCGGCUCAGGUUGAUCAGUUUUUGAAGGACAUGGCCAACUUGAAUUUAACAAAAUACGUCAGUGAAAUAGCGACAGCUUUGGUCGAUGCGAAAUUAAAAAUGACUGAUGUCCAGGCAGCUAUCAAAAUUUGUACGUUUUUACAUCAAACUUAUGGUGAAUUUUCUACUCAUUUUUUUGAAAACUGGCAGCGUGUGUUGAGUUUCAAAGUCGGUGAGAAAAUAAAUAAUCCAUCAAAGCUACGCGUAGAUUUGCGUUUUUAUGCAGAGCUUGUCAAUGCUGGUAUUUUUACUCACAAACAAGGACUACCAUUGCUGGGUUCUGUUCUAACAGUCUUGAUAAAUAUGGACAAAGAGGAGCACAAUAACGCUAACAUUAUUUUGAGUUUUUGUAGGCAUUGUGGUGAAGACUAUGCUGGUCUGGUGCCGAAGAAAAUACGAGAGUUGUCUGAUAAGUUAGACAUCCAGAUACCAAAGAGUAAAGUAUUGACCCAGGAUAAAAAGCACAAUGUACGUACACUGUUGAGAGAUUAUUAUAAUUCACUGUGUAAACAUUUGCUCAAAGAACACAAAGAGCUUCAGGCUUUUGAGAAACAGAACCGUAAGAUUCUUCAGACCAGAGGUGAACUUAGUUCUGAGCGUAAGGAAAAAAUGGAAGCGCUUCAGGUGUCUUACGACCGUUUGAUCGCAAGUGUUCAGAAUUUUUCUGAGACCUUAGACGAGCCGAUGCCCCAGCUGCCGGUGGACAGCGAAGUAAAAGCUGAGUCUGAUGAUACUCUGAAAAUGAUAAGCGAGAGUGAAGAGAACAGUCUGAUGGAAGACAUGUGGGGAGAUGAUGAGACAAGACGAUUUUAUCAAGUUCUUCCUGAUUUGACAGUUUUUUUGCCGGGUUCGUAUAUGAAAGAGCUACCGAAAACUGAAGUUCCAAUAACUGAGGAAGCUUUGGACGAGGAUAUAACCCUUGAAGAAUUGGAAGACAUUGAAAAAGUUGAAGAACCUGAGCCGGAGGUUGAGGAGCCUCAGGUAGCGAAUAUCAGUAACAAAAUUUUACUUGACGCGUUCUUGACUCACUUACCUAAUUGUGUUAAUCGUGAGAUGAUUGACAAUGCGGCUGUUGAUUUUUUGAUGAAUCUCAACACAAAACACAACAAAAAAAAAUUAAUAAAAGCAUUGUUCGGAGUUUCGAGAAUCCGUUUAGAUUUGCUGCCUUUCUACUCUCGUCUCGCCGCGAUCCUGCAUCCCGUGAUGCCGGAUGUUGGAAAUGAAUUGUGUACUAUGCUCAAGCACGACUUCAAGUACCACGUGCGCAAGAAGGACCAGAUAAAUAUCGAGUCGAAGGUUAAAGUUGUAAGAUACAUCGGUGAGCUGGUUAAAUUUAAAUUAUACUCUAAAAUCGAAGCUCUCUAUUGCCUCAAGGUUUUACUCCACGACUUUACUCACCACCAUAUCGAAAUGGCAUGCAACCUUCUCGAGACCUGUGGAAGAUUUCUCUUCUGCUCCGUGGACUCACAUCAGCGGACCAAAGUGUACUUGGAGCAGAUGAUGAGAAAAAAAGCAGUGACUGCUUUGGAUUCGCGGUACGUUACCAUAAUAGAGAACGCUUACUACUUCGUGAAUCCACCAGAGUCAUCCGGAGGAGUAUCGAAAAAAGAUCGUCCUCCUAUGCACGAAUUUAUCCGCAAGCUUCUAUACCAAGAUCUCUCAAAGACCAACACAGACAAAGUGUUGAAGUUGAUGAGAAAGCUAGACUGGGAAGAUGAAAACACAGCUUCGUAUGCUAUCAAGUGUCUUACUGCUGCUUACAACGUUAAAUAUUUAAAUAUCCGAUGUGUCGGUAGUCUAUUGGCUGGUUUGGUAGCUCAUUAUGAAGCAGUUGGACCCCACGUGGUUGAUGGCGUAUUAGAAGACAUUCGUAUUUGUAUGGAAAUAAAUUUGCCCAAGUACAAUCAACGAAGAAUAGCGAUGGUUAAAUAUCUCGGGGAGCUCUACAACUACCGUAUGGUAGAGAGUGGUGAUAUAUUUCGUACUCUUUAUCUUCUGAUUACCUUUGGUGUCAGUAUGGAUCACGCUGUUCCUAGUCCACUUGAUCCACCAGAUCAUCUCUUUCGUAUCAGACUAGUCUGCACACUUUUAGAAACAUGCGGCCAAUAUUUCAGCGGUGGUUCUAGUAAAAAAAAACUUGAUUACUUUAUUAUAUUUUUUCAAAAUUAUUACUGGUUCAAAUACACGGAUCCAAUUUGGACAGCGGAUAAUAUUUUUCCAAUAGGAAUUGAUUAUAUGUAUCGCGAUACUCUGGCAAUGUUGAGGCCAAAGAUGCAACUGUUUGCCAGCUACAAAGAAUCACAGUGUGCUAUUGAAGAACUGAGAAAUACUUUCUAUCCGUCACUGAAAAUUAUUAAGGAUGACGAGCGUACAGAAAUAGUCGAUAUGGAGAUGGGAGUGAUUCCAGAAGCUGAUGAAGAAAAUGUUAGUGGUGGUAAUGGUAGUGGAGAUGCCAAAGGAAUGGCUGAGUUACAUUUCGAAGAAGCUGAAGACUGUUCAGAAGCACAGUCAGAGGAAGAUUGGGUCAUGGGAGGUGACCGAGAUGACAACGCGGGUACGGCAGAAAAUACUCAAGAGCAGAGUUUAUCUCAGGGAAUCAACGAAGGAGUUAUUUUAGACUCUGCAGAGCUUGAUGCUGCAUUGCCAGCUGGUCCCAAACGCGUUAGUUGUCCAGAAGAUGAUGAUUUUUUGUCAGCACUUGAUAAAAUUGUGUCGGACAAUAUCCAAGACCGUAUGCGAGACAAUGUCAAGCCUCCUCAAGUUGAUAUUUCUGUUCCGAUUCAUGUGAAAAAUUCUAAAAAAACUUACGAACAGUUACAAGAAGGUCCGUCGGAUAAUUCAACGGUUGAUUUUAUUUUGAUGCUGAGGAAAGGAAAUAAACAACAGUACAAAAAUCUCGCGGUUCCCGUGUCCUCGGAGCUCGCGAUGAACCUGAGAAACCGAGAGCAAGAACAAAAAGAAGAGAAAGAACGUGUCAAGAGACUGACAUUGAAUAUCACUGAGAGACAAGAGGAAGAAGAUUAUCAAGAGACAAUAAAUCAAGGCGCAAGACCUGUUACUGUUAAUUUAAAUAGAGAAAGAAGACAAAAAUAUAAUCAUCCAAAAGGCGCGCCGGACGCUGAUCUUAUUUUUGGGCCAAAAAAAAUUAGGUAGACUUUGAGAGCUAAAUAGUUUUAAUUAUUCUGACGAAUAAUUCUUUUUUUUUUAAUCAUCCGUAAAAAUAUUCAUAUAAAUAAAUAAAUUAUAUAUAUUUUCAUAUUCG